AUGUUUGAGAAACUUUAUUUAAAAAACUCUAAAGAUAUUUAUACUUUGCAUACACAAGUCACCAAGUGCAUUUGUAAGCAAAGUGUUUCAAAUCGCAUUUUGAAAACAAAUAGUGAUUGUGACUUUUUUACUGGGGUUCAAACAUUAGCAGAGUUUAAAUCUCUUCAUAAUAUCAUUUCACCAUUUGUUCGCAGGCGUUGGCGUGGUACACUAAACACUACUCCUAUUUCAAGAAAGUUUAAAAAAGCACCAAAGCAAUUUGGGCCUCUGAGGAAGCUGUUAAGCGAAGAAGAAUUUCUUUUGUUUUUAAUGAAAAUGCGUCUUGGAUUAUUAAAUCGAGAUUUAGCAGAAAGGUUUAAGGUUUCAGAAGCUUUAAUUAGUUCUGUAAUAUCUUCUUGGCUUAAAGCAUCUUCUGCAGUAUUAUCCCCGAUUGUUUAUAUUCCUGAUAAAGGUAACAUUGUAAAUACUCGCCCAGAUCGUUUUAUAAAUUACAAAAAUCUGCAUUCUAUUAUGGACGCUACAGAAUUUUUUAUUGAAACUCCCAAAAAUCCAGAUCUACAAAAGUUAACAUGGAGUGAAUACAAGCACCAUAACACAAUAAAAGUUCUUGUUUGUAUAGCUCCUAAUUCUUCAAUAAUGUUUUUGUCUCAUUGUUAUGGAGGAUCUAUCUCAGACAAAGCAAUUACUAAUUUAAGUGCAUAUCUUGACAAAGUUCCACCUCAUUCUCAAAUUAUGGUUGACAAAGAUGUAAAAUGUAACAUUUUUGAUCAGUAA
Messenger RNA from Hydra vulgaris (swiftwater hydra), 774 nucleotides. The record is from RefSeq and is a predicted model, not a curated record. NCBI's taxonomy places the organism in Eukaryota, Metazoa, Cnidaria, Hydrozoa, Anthoathecata, Hydridae.